GCUUAGUGCUCCGAGUGUGGGCUUUGAUUUGUGACAGUCGUGGAGUUAAUUAAUGGAUUUGUGAAGAAUGCCGAGGCACUGGAUAUAGAGUAUCAGCCUGCGUUUUUCCUCGCUUGAGGGUUGACCGAUUUUCCCAAGGAAGGCUGUAGAAGGCCAGAGCGAGAGCGUCCAAUGUGGAUUUUCUCUGCGAAUGCCCAUGACCUUUGAUCGAAUGUGCACAUCACUGCUGCAUGUGGUGGCGUGGUUUUUGUUUUCGCAUAUCUGCCUAGAUCUAUCCGACUUUGGUUUUUCCAAUCGUGAGGCUGGCUUUCAGUGCUUUUCUCCCAAAUAAAGGGGGUCGGACACGUGCUUUCUUGGCUCACCCCUCGUCCCCAACUAGAGCAGACAGCUUGUGUCUGGUGUUCUUGGUGACUCCCAGACAGUGUCCCAGUCUGACUAUCUGGUAUCCAGUCGUAAAGCCUACGAGCGAUAAUGGAGGACUUUUGGACCCUUCAUUCCACUUAUGACUCUGCGAUACAAGUGAACUCCACAUCGAUGAAUUCCCCUCCCCCGCACUCUACGGUGAACUCAAUGGUUGGCCAUCAUUCAAUGAUCGGCUCCUCAGUGAAUGCGUCACGAUCUCUCAGCUCCUCCAUGGGGACCUUGGCUUCCCCGGUGAAUGGAUUGGGAUCUCCGUAUCCAGUCAUCACCUCGUCAAUAGGCUCCCCCUCGGUGACCCUACCGUCAACUCCCGGCAUCAGCUACGGAGCACUCAGCAACCCCCAGAUCAACGCAGUCAACAGUGUCAGUAGUACAGAGGACAUUAAGCCACCACCGGGCCUCAGUGGACUUGGAAACAUGAAUUGUUACAGCCCAAACUCAAUCGCUAAACACAUCUGUGCGAUAUGUGGAGAUCGAUCCUCAGGAAAGCAUUACGGGGUGUAUAGCUGUGAGGGCUGUAAAGGCUUCUUCAAACGGACUGUGCGCAAGGACCUUACCUACACUUGUCGUGACACCAAAGACUGCAUCAUCGACAAACGGCAACGCAAUCGCUGCCAGUACUGUCGCUACCAGAAAUGCCUGGCCACGGGGAUGAAAAGGGAAGCCGUUCAAGAGGAAAGGCAGCGGGGGAAGGAACGAAGCGACAAUGAGCUGGAGCCCAGCAGCAGCGUCAAUGAUGACAUGCCAGUGGAGAAAAUUCUAGAAGCGGAACUAGCUGUGGAGCCAAAGACAGAGACAUACGUGGAUGCCAGUGCAGGAAAUUCGUCCAAUGACCCAGUCACCAACAUUUGCCAAGCCGCCGAUAAGCAGCUCUUCACACUGGUUGAAUGGGCCAAGAGGAUCCCGCAUUUCUCCGAUCUCCCCCUCGACGAUCAAGUCAUUCUCCUCCGGGCAGGUUGGAAUGAGCUACUCAUUGCUUCAUUCUCACAUCGUUCGAUCUCUGUGAAGGAUGGCAUCCUCCUAGCUACAGGGUUGCACGUCCAUCGCAGCAGUGCCCACAGUGCGGGCGUGGGCUCUAUAUUUGACAGAGUUCUGACGGAAUUAGUUUCAAAAAUGAAAGAUAUGCAGAUGGACAAGACUGAGUUGGGGUGUCUGAGGGCCAUCGUUCUCUUCAAUCCAGAUGCGAAAGGUUUAUCAAACCCAGGAGAAGUCGAAUCUCUGAGAGAAAAGGUAUAUGCAUCACUGGAAGCUUUUACAAAACACAAAUACCCGGACCAGCCUGGCAGGUAA
Stegostoma tigrinum is the source of this 1710-nucleotide messenger RNA. RefSeq names its product retinoic acid receptor RXR-gamma-A-like. The transcript is spliced from 9 exons. The coding region runs from base 472 to 1710 and encodes 412 amino acids. Gene Ontology annotation, molecular function: zinc ion binding; retinoic acid-responsive element binding; nuclear receptor activity. The record is from RefSeq and is a predicted model, not a curated record. Gene Ontology annotation, cellular component: nucleus; RNA polymerase II transcription regulator complex. Gene Ontology annotation, biological process: anatomical structure development; cell differentiation; positive regulation of transcription by RNA polymerase II. NCBI's taxonomy places the organism in Eukaryota, Metazoa, Chordata, Chondrichthyes, Orectolobiformes, Stegostomatidae.